Molecule: messenger RNA, 1039 nt
Organism: Manacus vitellinus (golden-collared manakin)
Lineage: Eukaryota; Metazoa; Chordata; Aves; Passeriformes; Pipridae
Gene: PDE6D
Product: phosphodiesterase 6D
Exons: 4
Coding region: 100-495 (131 amino acids)
Biological process (GO): sensory perception of light stimulus
Cellular component (GO): cytoplasm
Source: RefSeq, a predicted model, not a curated record
UGGAGUAGCCUAUUUCAGAGCUUAGCCAAGAAUACUGCACGCAGCAUUUAGGGGUGUAGAUGGCUUGUUUUCCUUAUUUGCUUCCCAAUCAGAAAUUGGAUGAACCUUCGGGAUGCAGAAACAGGGAAAAUCCUCUGGCAAGGAACAGAAGAUCUGUCUGUACCUGGAGUGGAGCAUGAAGCUCGAGUUCCUAAAAAAAUCCUGAAAUGCAAAGCAGUGUCUCGGGAGUUAAACUUUUCCUCAGCAGAACAAAUGGAAAAAUUCCGACUGGAACAGAAAGUUUAUUUCAAAGGGCAGUGUCUAGAAGAAUGGUUCUUUGAAUUCGGUUUUGUGAUUCCUAACUCCACAAACACUUGGCAGUCCUUGAUAGAGGCAGCACCUGAAUCACAGAUGAUGCCAGCUAAUGUUUUAACUGGUAAUGUUAUUAUAGAAACCAAAUUCUAUGAUGACGAUCUUCUCGUAAGCACUUCCAGAGUGAGACUUUUCUACGUUUGAGAUGGGGCUUUUUGGAGAUGUUUUAGUUUUCCUCCAUGCAGUUCUUGGUGCAGAACCCCCCGACUAUCCAGUGGAAGACACUCCUGUAGGCGGUGACCCUGGGGACCAGCUCAACGUGGGUUGUGACCUUUGCCCAUCAGUUAUUUUGCUUUCUCCUCUGACAAGACCAGACCAAACCCUCAGAGACGGGGCCAUCUGCUCAGAGAUGCCCUGGGGAAGAGAGGCUGUCUCUGAACACGGGCAAACGAUGGUCAUGCAGAACCAAUACUGUAAAUUAUGUUAGUCUCAUCCUUUCUACUUUUCUGGACCCUGGUAUAAUCUCCCAUUUCCACUCACACCAAACUCUCAAUGCUUUUCUUUUGGGAUUAAGUUAACCUUUUCAUUUUUCUCAUGUUGUAGGUUUUUAUCCUUUUGCUGGAUUUCUGUGUAACUGGUCCACACAUCCUCUUACCUUGAACUUGUAAAAUAGACUGUGAUAUCACCUAAUGUAAUUAAAACAAAUUUCUCAAUUAAAACAUUCCUACCGUCCAAAGAAGGGAAGAAA